Molecule: messenger RNA, 1180 nt
Organism: Archocentrus centrarchus (flier cichlid)
Lineage: Eukaryota; Metazoa; Chordata; Actinopteri; Cichliformes; Cichlidae
Product: LRRN4 C-terminal-like protein
Exons: 2
Coding region: 161-970 (269 amino acids)
Molecular function (GO): protein binding
Source: RefSeq, a predicted model, not a curated record
GGAGAGCAUGAGGGGGUGUAGCUGAGGAGGAGGAGGAGAGCGUCUGAGAGAAAGACCUUUCGACAGUGAGAACUGGAGGCAGUCGAGAGCACACGGCGAGAGCAGCCAGAGUGGAAACAAAGGACUUUAGACUUGAAACAUCCAUCAGCAUUAAACAGACAUGACCUCACUGUGCAGGAACCUAGUGGGACUUCUCUUUUUUGUCUUGCCUCCCAUGCACUCCCAUCUCUUUACUAAUGCUGCUUCUGCUUCCCCACCCAUCACCCGUCCAUCAAUCAAGCGCAUAACUGACACAGCUUUGGGAGACCAGGAUGACGAUUACUCAGAUAACUACGACAAUGACAGCACCCAACCUCCUUCCAUGGUGCUGUCCUACACGAAGAUACCCCAGCAAUCUCAGUUUUGCCAGUACAACCCCUGCUUGGAGAAACAGGAGCCCUGUUCCAGUCUCUCAGCACAAACUGGGUGCCUGUGCCCUGGGAUGAGUGCCGUUGAUGAGCGUCCUCACCCACCACUUAUCCAGGCACUGGUGCCAGUCAGUGGAGAGAGCGACAGAGGAAAAAUAGAGGUGCAGUGGUGCGCUCCAUCUUCAGUGGUAUCUCAGUACAGAAUAGUCAUCGAGGGAAGGGACGGUGAUGCCCCAGUGUUUGGGGAUUCUUCACGGCGAGGUUUAGUCCCCACUUUGGAAGUGGGGACUAAAGUGUGUGUGGUGGCAGUGAAUGAUGCAGGAAGCAGCGAACCCUCAGAAUUCUCAUGUAAGCGGUAUGAAGCUCAUGAAUCUUCUGACCAUACACUGCUGGCCUGGAUCAUAGGAGGUGGAGCUGCUCUUCUUUUACUGAUUGUUAUAGCAGCUCUAAUCUGUGGGAAAUGUCAGAAGUUUCGAAAGGGAAAGAGAGACUCUACUGAUGGAUUUCUUAAAGGACACAUGGAAGGCUGUGAUAAGGACAGAUGCAGUUCUGCAGCGGUGUAGUCAGUGAUUAUAGAAUUUAAGUAUUGUUAAACUCCUGUUUCAAGGAAUGUGUGAAUAUCACUGUAAAAAUAGGCAUUGGUGGAAGAAUGCUAACACAUAGUUUAUUACAGUACCAGUGAAAAGUUUGGACACACUCACCCAUUCAUAUGAAUACUGUUAUUAUUUUUGCACCCUUACAGUUUUAUUUGCUGGCAAAUUAACCCCUGUAGG